Molecule: messenger RNA, 1624 nt
Organism: Dendronephthya gigantea
Lineage: Eukaryota; Metazoa; Cnidaria; Anthozoa; Malacalcyonacea; Nephtheidae
Product: pre-mRNA-splicing factor 38A-like
Exons: 9
Coding region: 9-977 (322 amino acids)
Cellular component (GO): precatalytic spliceosome
Source: RefSeq, a predicted model, not a curated record
GAAUCAAGAUGGCGAACAGAACAGUGACUGAUGCUAAGUCAGUAAAAGGGACAAAUCCGCAAUAUUUAGUUGAAAAGAUUGUUAGAACUAGAAUAUACGAAUCGAAGUAUUGGAAGGAACAAUGUUUUGCUCUAAGUGCUGAACUCUUGGUUGACAAAGCAAUGGGUCUGGAAUUCAUUGGUGGAACAUAUGGUGGAAAUAUUAAACCAACACCAUUUCUUUGUCUUGUUUUGAAAAUGUUGCAGAUACAACCAGAAAAAGAAAUUGUUGUGGAAUUUAUCAAAAAUGAUGAUUACAAAUAUGUUCGUGCUCUUGGUGCAAUGUAUAUGAGGCUUGUUGGAACAUCACUUGAUGUCUAUAACUAUCUUGAACCUCUUCUUAAUGAUUACAGAAAGCUCAAAGUUCAAAAUAAAAUGGGAGUUUUUGAGCUUACCCAUAUUGAUGAAUUUAUUGAUGAAUUAUUACGAGAAGACAGAGUUUGUGAUGUUAUAUUACCAAGAAUACAGAAACGUCAUCUUUUAGAAAGUAGUAAUCAGCUGGAACCAAGGCGAAGUGCUUUAGAAGAUGAUUUGGAUGAUCUGGAAUCAGAAGAAGAAGAUGAUGAAGAAGAAGAAGAAGAAGAAAGAAUACGACGUCACAGAUCACCGACACCCGACAGACAUCGUAAACGUCGUCGUUCACCAAGGUCAAGACGAAGUCAUUCACGUUCUCCUCGACGAAGAUCAAGAUCUCCUCGCAGAAGAAGUAAUUCCCCUCGUCGUCACCGACAUCGAAGUCGAAGUCGAUCCCCAGCUCGCCGUCAUCAUUCGCCGUCACGUCGUCAUCGUCGUCGUUCCCAGUCCCGUUCCCCGUCACCUCACAAGUCAAGGAAAUCUAGCAGACGAGAAGGAAAGUCAGAAGUAAACCAAGAAAGUAUGGAAAUCGAGGAAGCCAACGCACUGAGAGCGAAACUUGGACUAAAGCCUUUAAAACCGUGACGAUUAUAUUUUUCUGCGCCAUCAACAUUCCACUGUUUGUGUUAGUCUUAAUGCGUUACUUUAUGAAAUGUUCGCACAUUUUAUGCAACUCUACAAUUCAGUUAAAAUACCAAAUUCCCUUAUUCAGUAUCAGUAAGGUUUUUUGCGUGAGAAAUGUUUAUACAUUGGGAAUACAUUUACUCUCGUAAGUCAAAAUACUGAACCAUAAGGCUAGACUUUGUUGGAGCAAUAACUUUACUUUAGAUGGACUCUGAAUAAGAAAUAUAAAUAGAAACCCAACCAUUCAAGAAAAGUCAUGUUGUCGUUCAAAUCUCACGUUUCUUGUAGUGAUGGGCGAUUACCAAUUACUUGGAAAUAAUCGAUACUUCAUAAUGCGUUUUUAUUACAGUCCUUGCACUGGUAUUCUUUCUUUUCAACAUUUAUAUUGUCAUAUAACCUCCUCAACCUUUUAUAUUGCAACCAUGCAAAUUUUGAUGAGGGGUAUUUGCAUAGAGCGACCAUACAAAACCAUGCAUCGAUAAUUCAUUCAAAUUCGCAAGUCAACAGGUCUGUUUGGAAUGAGCUGCAAUUUCUCAUGCUGAGUUGGAUGAUAUUUUCAGACUUUUGAAGGGCGAUGGGCUUUAAUGAAGGACUGGAUUACGGAGGGU